UGCCCGGGAACCAGUAAAAAAAUUUCGAUGUGGGUACGGAGAAAUUUUUUUGAUCCAUGUACUACUACUGUGUACAGUGCAUAUGAGGCCUGCAGACGCACUGUGCCUGUACUUACAUGACUGUACUACUCCGUGGAGACGUCUGGAGCUGUGUUCAGAACGCACUGCAUGCAUUCAUGCAGUAACAAUACUAGCCCAUGAUAGGGGUCCGCGUGAAACGACCGAAUAGUACUCGAAAAUCGAAAUAGAAAAUUACAAGCACGCUCAUCGAUUAUUCGAAAAGUUUCGAUUACUAGUCAUGUACAUGACUUUGUACAGUCAUGUACUGACUGUACUUGUACAGUGUAGUACUCGAUUAUGCACACAGUGCGCAUGUGCAGAUGAUUGUAGAUCGUCUGCGCCGAUCGGUGCGCGCGAGAUCAGCUUUGCGGUGUGCAGAAACAUGACAUCCUGAAGUGCUACAUGUACGCUUGGCUGCAUGCCGCUUCUGUGUUCACAUAGUUCACGCUUGGCUGCACGCCGCUUUAGCGUUCACAUAGUUCACGCUUGGCUGCACGCCGGGCAUGACGCUCCAGCUUUCAGUUCACCACUGUUCACGCUUGGCUAGCUUGUUUGUGUGCCAUCACCGCACACACGUCUUGCUGGUGCCGAUCCGACAUGUCAAUGACAGGCCUAGUACAAUCCUGUACAUGUACAUGUACAUCACACCUACCAUCUGCACUAGUAACAGGUGUAACAUGUUACUGUCUGUGUUAGUGGAGCUGGGGGCCAGCCUGGGGCACCUUUGUGAUACUCCCGCAUCCUACUACUGAACUGGGUGCUGUUUAGACUUUAGUGUUUGCUGAGCCAUGCACUGCUCCGCGGUCCGGUCCAUAGUACACAGUCCGUGAACCUAUAAAGUACAGAGUCUGAAGUUCGGUAGUUACAUCGAUUCCUGGGUCUCAAAGUCAUUUCCUUUGCAGUUUGUUUUGACAAGGUUGGUUGUGUUUUUGACGGUGCUUUCGCUUUGUGAAACAUGAAGCGUCGACAUCCAGAGGGCCAGCGCUCUAUUCAGAGCUAUUUUCAGCAGCCGGCAAAGCGUGCAGCCAGUGACGAAGGUCAUGCGACAGAAGAGAAUGCGGACGCAGCGGCACCUGACUUGCAAUCGGAGUCUGGAACGAGUAGCGCAGAGGAAGACAUCGUUGGCGAAGCUGUCGAGUCUGCAACGAGCAGCGCAGACGAAGAAAUCGUCGGCGAAGCUGUAGACCAACCGUUGUUGGAAGCGGCUGGAACAUGCAAGGCUUACUUCACCGACAUUGGAGAGUGUUGGAAGGGGUAUUCUGCUGGUGGACUUCCACAGUGGAAUCCAGUGCCCCGAAAUUUGCCGGACACGGACAAGAUAUCCGUGAUCGAAAAUCAUUGUGCGCCGCAGAAGGACUUCAUAUUUCCUGUACGUGUCCAGACGGAUGGAAAACAGCGCCGCUUUCAGCGAUCCUGGUUGGAGGAAUUUCCCUGGAUAGUUUAUUCACCGGCGUGCAACGGCGGCUUCUGCUUGCCCUGUGUCAUGUUUGCACCAGACGAUCCGAAGCUUGGGCAGCUUUACCGCAGUCCUCUGGAGAAUUUCACCCGAUUCAAGACUGCUUGCAACCGUCAUGCUGAACAGAACAUCCACAAAAACGCCUUGGCAAAGUUCAGUCAUUUCAAGUCACAAGUGCGUAGCAACGACAUCGUCCAGCAACUUGUGGAUGUUAACUCCACCCAGUCAGAGGAGAACAUGCAGAAACUCCGUGGGAUUGUGGAAACGGUGAUUGUCUGCGGCAAGCAGAAUAUUCCUCUACGUGCCCACCGAAAUGAACUGUACAAUCCAGGUCGAGAUGAACAAGUAGCUGGGAAUCCUGGUAAUUUCCUGGCUCUUAUGGACUUCCGUGCUGGUGCCGGUGAUGCCUCUGUGUCCAGGUCGUUCCACAAGAAGCCAGGUGGCGGCAGGUCCAUCAAGUACACAACACCAAGAAUUCAAAACCAGCUUGUGGAAUGCUGUGGGGAUGAUAUCAGGAAACAGAUUCUGGACGAAGUGAAGAAAUCACCAUUCUUCACCGUGCUUGCUGAUGAAGCCACCGAUGCAAGCAACACAGAGCAAAUGGCAAUUGUUCUACGCUACCUGGACUCUACUUUCCAGGUCACUGAGGCAUUUCUCUCCUUCGUAGCUUGCAGCAAUGGCACCACCGGUGAAGCUCUCGCAAACGAAAUCAAGACCCAGCUGCUAAACUGGGGCCUUGACAUGACCAAGCUGAGGGGCCAAGGCUAUGAUGGAGCCGGAAACAUGGCAGGUGAUAUCCGAGGCUGUGCCGCUCGUAUUACUGCUGAAUAUCCCAAGGCUCUCUACCUGCACUGCUGCUCGCAUGCCCUCAACCUGUGCAUAAUGGCUGCAUCGAAGAUCAAUUCUGUUGCUGCCAUGUGGACAACUCUGCGCGAGGUUAGCUUCUUCUUCAACUCUUCUCCGAAACGGCAGCAAAAGCUAAGUGAAGUGAUAACUGCAUCGACUCCGGAUGAGGUGAAGGCACGGAAGCUGACUGAUCUUUGCCGAACCCGCUGGUCUGCACGCCAUACAGCUCUGGUAACAUUUGCUGCGCUUAUGAAACCCGUCAUCCGCACUCUCGAAGAGAUAAGUUCUGCUCCUCGUACCGAAUGGAACAGCAACACUGCCGGUCAAGCUAGUGCCUUCCUGAAGUCCCUCUUGUCCUUCGACUUUAUCGCGGCAUUUGGCAUUGUUUCAGAGGUGAUGAGCAUCAUCCAGAGUUUGACAUCUUCCCUUCAGGAAGCAUCUUUGGAUAUCGUCCAAGCAUACCGCAAUGUUGGAGCAGUUCACCAGCAACUGAAGGAUGCCCGUGAGAAGGUGACAGAGCAACAUGGCAAAUGGUGGGCCACUGUGAUCUCCACGGCCAGUGACUUUGACAUCACGCCAUCAACACCUAGGACAUGUGGCAGGCAGCAGCAUCGAGCCAACGCACCGGCAGCUACACCCCAGCAGUAUUAUGAGAGAACACUCACAAUCCCAAUGUUGGAUGAGCUGUCUGGUCACAUGGAGAGUAAAUUCAGCAAGCACCAGCGCACGGCAGGUAUGGGUUUGAGUCUACUCCCAGCAAGCAUUGUGAAGAGCCCAGCGACAUGCAAAGUGGCAGCAUUGGCCUUUGCAACGGAGUACGAGUCCGAUCUACCUGGAGAUCAGUCAUUGUCUUCCUUCUCUGCAGAACUGGAUCGCUGGAUUGCACUGGCAUCAACAACAGCACAAGCAGACCUACCUUCCAGUGUUCCUGACGCACUAUUGCUUGCACAAAGUACGCUGUCGCCAUGUAUCCUUCGCCUGCUUUCCAUUGUUGCUGUUCUGCCAGCCACCUCCUGCUCCUGUGAGCGCAGCAUCAGUUCCCUUCGUCGACUCAAAACGUACCUCAGGUCAACGAUGACAAACCACCGUCUCUGUGGCUUGGCUCUACUCCAUGUUCACUACACAAGGCAAGUGAAUGUGGAAAGUGUGAUUCGUCAGUUCCUCCUGAUGGCACCAAGAAACAUUAUCGCACCUGUCUCUGCUACCAGUGUGGCUGCUGUUGAAUCGUCAGAGAGUGAUGACAGUGACUUCAGCAAUGAUGACAGUGAGUAAAGUAUUCACACCCUUGCUUUUCCAUUGGCUGCAAAUAUACUUCCCCAAAUGAAAGACCAACUACUUACGAUUUCAGCUAGCGACUCCUG
Molecule: messenger RNA, 3723 nt
Organism: Sycon ciliatum
Lineage: Eukaryota; Metazoa; Porifera; Calcarea; Leucosolenida; Sycettidae
Product: 52 kDa repressor of the inhibitor of the protein kinase-like
Exons: 1
Coding region: 1016-3634 (872 amino acids)
Molecular function (GO): protein dimerization activity
Source: RefSeq, a predicted model, not a curated record